Messenger RNA from Pyricularia pennisetigena, 1266 nucleotides. RefSeq lists its product as uncharacterized. The transcript has 2 exons. Lineage: Eukaryota; Fungi; Ascomycota; Sordariomycetes; Magnaporthales; Pyriculariaceae. The record is from RefSeq and is a predicted model, not a curated record. Bases 1 to 1266 code for a protein of 421 amino acids.
AUGUCGAGCUACACAGCGGAACAGCUUGCUGUCGCUCGUGAACUCUCAGCAGGCUAUAGAUCACGUAGCGGCAAGUCCAGAGGCAGAGCAACCGGCCGGCCAGGCGGUGGCAUCUCAGGUUUUUCAUAUCCCACCCGAGCCUCCAUUAUUAGACCGCAGGCAUCCCUACUUGCUUCAGGCGGUGGUCAGGCAAGCGGCUCUGGCAGAAUUGCCUUACGUGGCAAUGCAGGAGCUUCCCGAGAUGCUGCACCUGCCACCGGUGGCCGAUGCAGUGGUAGACCAGCUCGUAAUACUCACCCAGUCAGCGUCCCAACGGGUCGAACAUCCGCCAGUCCAUUCACCAAUCCCAACUACUCCCCCGCAAACAUAGCUCGGGGACAGGGCGACACCCCCCGGGUCUCAGAUUACGCCGCAUCGGCUACGGAAACGGUCGGUGCCAGCUACGUCUGCGGAAAUCAUGGCAACACGCUGGGAGUGUCUCGCCCUGCUCAUUUACAUGCCAACCCAAUCAUGGUAGCUGACACUGAAGUCACAAAUGGUCAUGGCUCGGCUUAUGUCAGAGAGCAUAUCAAGCCAGAUCCGCAAGUUCAUGGUUCAGGCGCAGCUCCCAUAGAGGAUAACAAGAAAAUCGAUGCACACUAUACUGCUACUUCGGAUAGUCCAUCAAAAGCUAUGUCUGAACCAGACCAUUGCCCUUUCCCUAAUAGCCUCGCAAACGGAAACUCGAAUCCGGGCAUCAUUGAAGUUGAAGUUGCUGAGGGACAGAAAGCAAAGAUUGACACAUCUCAGCCCGUGAUCUGGAACUGGAUGAGCGGCGAGGCACCCAAAGUCCGGCCACCUACAGCCAUUGCAGAGGAUUCGGAGUCUCUUUACGAAGACUCGGCUGAUAUUUUUUCAAAGAAACCAUUCGGCCACCGCCUUCCGUCUCUGAUCUUGGAGCCUAUAGUGCACUUCGACCACAAUUUGCCGCCUCCGGUUGUUGAGUACUAUCAAUCGCCCAGUGAGCAGUCAAUUGAUCGAGACUAUGAUUCUUUUCAAGACACAACCACACAAAAACAUCAACAGGCAGAGCCUUCCGGGCAUCAGCACGGGAAUUGCACGUGCGAUAGGGACCUAAGAACUGUCAAGGGUUUGCGAGGCUCUCGCUUCUCACAAGACGAUACGCGGCCGGCACGGAACCAGAAUCGGUUUACCGGUGCCUGCCCCGUUCACUACGAGCAAACAGUCCAUGAGCUUGGUACCACCUUAUCAAGCUUCAUACUUUGA